This is a messenger RNA of Megalops cyprinoides (Indo-Pacific tarpon), 3825 nucleotides long. RefSeq lists its product as uncharacterized. NCBI's taxonomy places the organism in Eukaryota, Metazoa, Chordata, Actinopteri, Elopiformes, Megalopidae. Bases 1 to 3660 code for a protein of 1219 amino acids. The record is from RefSeq and is a predicted model, not a curated record. The transcript is spliced from 2 exons.
AUGGCCGCUGUGCAUUCACCAGAGCCCCAGAGACACCACGUCGAGCCGCUCAGCAGUUUGGAAGAUGACCCAGGGGGUAUGACAGAGAAACGCGACGAUGGGUGCACAUCUACUCCGCCUGGUUACAUUGUGGCUAAUGAUGACAGCGGUAAUGAUAAGGAAAGCAACUGUGAAACUAAAGUCUCUGGUGAUGGUGCGGCGGGGUUGUGCGCCAGUCCGACUGAAAGUGGCAUUGUGCACCAGCCAAACAAUGCUGCGAUGGUACCCAGUCUGGUAAUAGACUUAACGGCCCCCGAAGCGGAGGCCCUGAUGCACCCCGGCGUUUCCUGCGACAGCCAGCGGGAAUUUGAAUGGUCCGAAGGGGAGGAAGUGUCGGAACUUCGUCGGGAUGCAAAGCGGUCUGUCAGAAACAACGUGACUGAGGUCCAGGUAGACCUUUCACCGAAAGUGAUUGACAACGGAGUAGAAUCAAGCCCUGGAGCGGAGGAGAUGGAAGUGCUAAAGUCUUCACCAUCCCAGGACAUGGAGAAAAUGGCAAGAGACACGAGGGAAGAACUGGGGGAGAAAGGGGUCGGAGAAAAAGCGGAGGUGCCGGUCAAACAGAGAAAGAGCCGUCUGAUGUGCCAGGAGUGCGGCAAGCUCUUCACCCGCCGCGAGACCUUCAACCUGCACCGGCACUUCCACACGCACCAGGACGAGCUGGCCUCCCUGACCUGCAAGGAGUGCGGGCUCACAUUCCAGCACCGCAGCAGCCUUAUCAAGCACCGCAGCGAACACAAGGAGAAGACCGCGCCGGUGGGUGUGGACAGGAGGGCCCACAGCAGGGAGGGGAGGAGCCUGCAGUGCGAGCACUGCGGGGAAACCUUCCUCACCCUGGGCAAGCUGAGGUGCCACCCCUGCCAGCACGCCCCAGAGAAGCCCUACCGGUGCCCGCUGUGCCGCCGGGAGUUCCAGUACAGGGUGUCCGUCAAUGCCCACAUGCAGACCCACUCCCUGGACAGCCCCUACCGCUGCCUGGAGUGCAACAAGGGCUUCCAGUGCGGCCUGACCCUACGCAUCCACCAGCGGUCCCACGCAGCCCUCAAGCCCUUCGAGUGCCCUGAGUGCGGCCUGGUUUUCCGCCACCGCUCCGUCAUGGAGGACCACCGCCGCAGGCACUCCGAGGACCGGCCCCACCAGUGCGGCAUCUGCAGCAAGCGCUUCAAGUACGGCAGCCUCCUGCACCAGCACCAGUUCCUGCACACGGGCCAGAAGCCGUUCCGCUGCCCGGACUGCGGCAAGAAGUUCGCCUUCGCCCAGAACAUGCGGGCGCACUGGAGGCAGCACCGGAAGCUCUCCCACGCCUGUCCUCGCUGCCCUCUGACUUUCCUGGACCUGAACACUCUGCAGGCGCACAUGCUGGGCCAUCAGGCAGUGGAGGGCUUUGGAGGCGCGGGCAGGGAAAACGUGAAUAACGCCGAGGAUCACGAACGGUCCCACAACUGCCCUCUCUGUCCAUUGACCUUGGCCGACCUGGCCAGCCUGAAGGCGCACAUACUGAUCCAUGAGGCGGAGGAAGGUUUUGGAGGGAUGGUCAUGGAGAGUGCGCACGAGAAUGAAAAUCACGACCACUCUCUCGCCUGCCCCCGCUGUUCCCUCACCUUACCCGACCUGACCAGCCUGCAGGCUCAUAUUUUAACCCACGAGGCACCAGUGGAACAGGAGGUCGGUGGAGUAGAGAAGGCAAACGAUAACAGCAUGGAGGAAUUACCCGGGGGCGGGUGGGGGGACCAGGUGAACCGGAAGCCCCUGAAGUGUAACGAGUGCGGCAAGACCUUCCGCCAUCGCUCGGUCCUGGAACUGCACAUGCGCAUCCACUCCAGGGACAAGCCCUUUCAGUGCAAAGUGUGCGGCAAGGGCUUCAAGUUCAGCAGCUACUUGCAGCAGCACCUGAUCAUCCACACGGGCCAGAAGCCCUUCAAGUGCCCCGACUGCGGCAAGGACUUCGCCUUCCUCCAGAACAUGAAGACCCACCAGAGGCUGCACCAGCAGAAGCCGUACCGCUGCACACAGUGCCGCAAGGGCUACAGCGAGGAGAGCGAGCUGCAGCGGCACAUGGUCUCCCACACCGGCGACAAGCCCCACAAGUGUCAGCUGUGCGACAAGAGCUUUGGCCUGGCGUACCUGCUCCGCGACCACCUAAACACCCACACGGGGGAGAGGCCCCACCGCUGCCAGGAGUGCAACAAGUCCUUCCCCUGGCUGAGCAGCCUGCUGGUGCACCAGAAGAUCCACGCCCGCAAGCGGCAGGGACUCAGCCAGCCCCUCUCCCUCCCCAUCGCACCCCAGAGGGCGAGAGGGAGGGGCAGGGGCAGUAGGGGCAGGAGAGGGAGCAGGUGGGUGUCGGGCUGGCCCAGGUGGGCUGGAGGAGAGGGCGUGCCGGCACUGCCUCCACCGCCACCGUAUCCUGUUCCUAUUGCAAGAAGGCCAGAGUGGCACGAAAGGCUAGGUCAGCAGCAGCCUCCCCUCUAUGCCCCCCAGUUUAACUUCCAUGAGCAGUGGCAGCAGCAGCAGCAGCAGUGGCGUUCGGAUGGACCAGUUCUCCAGCAGCAGCAGCAGCCUGUGGGCUGGGCCGACACAGCUGCAUCAACGCAGGUGGGACCAGCCGCCGUUCAGUACGGGUCGCCCCAUCCACCACGUACCGACGGGGCAACUGUGUGGGGCUUCCAGACACCUCCAGCUGCGCCCCACACCCUAAGCUCUCCAAAAAAACCUGGGGAGGGGCAAGAGCAGCAGCAGCAGCAACAGCAGCAGCUGGGCUGGUCUGAUGCAGCAGCUUCAGCACAAAUGGGGUCACCUUUAGCUCAGCAAGAGUCCCCCCGUCCUGCUAGCGGUAACGGAUCCGCUGUGUGGGGUUUCCAAGCACCUGUGUCAAUGCCUCAGACCCUGAGCUCACCCAAAAAAACUGGGGAUGUGCAAGAUCAUCCGCAGUCUCUGGGCUGGAACAACGCACUUGCGUCAGCAAAGAUUGGCCCAACCACAGUUCAGUAUGAAGAGUCCCAUUCUCGACGUGGAAACGGAGGUGCCGUGUUCAGCUUCCAGUCACCUCCAGCAGGGCCACAGACAUUGCACAGCUCUCCAAGCAAACCUGCGGAGGGUCAAGAGCAACAGCAACAUCAGCCACAAAAGCAACAGAAACCGCCGCAGCCGAUGAUGAUGGACCCUCAAGUCCAUCCAGAUCGGACCAGCUCUGUCCUCUCUCUGCCUCCUGCUCCUCCCCCUCCACCUCCCCGUACUUCAUCAUUGCCUAUACCUCCCCCUCCUCCACUUGGUUUACCCCCAAUCUCUUUGCCCCACCCUCCGCUCGCCAUACCCCCACCUACUUCACUUGCUUUGCCCCAAAAUCAGCCCCACCAUCCGGAUGUAGCCGGGUCCAUUCCGCCACCAGCCCAAAACAACUACCUCACGCAACAGCGCAUCAUGUCUGAGAGACUGCCCUGCACCCAGGCCUUACCCCUCCUGCAGCCAGCGCAGCUGGCCAAGACCCAUCAGCUGGACUCUGGUCGCCCUCUGCCUUUCGCCCGGAACCCCCUUCUCCAGUGCAUGAUCUGCGGAUGCUCUCUACCUCGGGAGCUGGACCUACACUUACACUACAUGCGCCAUGCACAGGGAGAGAUCUGACGCUGAGCCACUGCGGAACAGAGGUCCUUCCCCAACUGUACUCAAUGCCAUACUUUGAUAUUUAUUUCCUCCUCCUUCCUCAUUACUGGCCUUUCAGCUGCCUGAUUAUUUUAGCUUCUUUUUUUUUUUUUCCUGCCAAAUAAAUAACAGCUACAGAUAAUUCAG